Molecule: messenger RNA, 1010 nt
Organism: Myotis davidii
Lineage: Eukaryota; Metazoa; Chordata; Mammalia; Chiroptera; Vespertilionidae
Product: zinc finger protein 586-like
Exons: 5
Biological process (GO): negative regulation of transcription by RNA polymerase II
Molecular function (GO): DNA-binding transcription repressor activity, RNA polymerase II-specific
Source: RefSeq, a predicted model, not a curated record
AUGGUCGGAGCCUCCAGUGGUGCUCACAGCUCCCACGUGGGAUUGAAACUCGGAGUCACUGCCCGGACCCACGCCAGGGCCGGGACAGGGACCGCCGUUCCUGCAGCGGCUUCUACUCCCGCGCGGCUCAGCCCACAGAGGGCAAUGGCGGCGCCCCCGCUGAGGAGACGGGCUGAGGACAUUGCGCUGUACUUCUCCAGGGAGGAAUGGAGCCUCCUUGAUGAGGGUCAGAGACAGCUGUACCUGAAUGUGAUGCGGGAGAACUUUGAACUUCUAUCCUCCCUGGGUUGCUGCUGUGGAGCAGAGAAUGUGGAGGCACCGACUGGGAAGAACAUUUCUGUAGGGGUGUUACAGAGAGAUCACACUGAAGAAAGGCCUUAUCAGUGCAGUGAAUAUGGGAAAUAUUUUAGCAGUAGUAGCUGCCUAGAUGACCACCAAGCUUUGUACACUGGAGAAAGGCCUUAUGAGAGCAGUGAAUGUGGAAAAGCUUUUACCAGAAGCAGUGCCCUCCAUGAUGAUCAGGGAGUUCACACAGAAGAAAGGCCUUAUGAGUACAGUGAGUGUGGGAAACCUUUCACCAGUAGCAGUAACCUUCAUUGUCAUCAGAGAGUUCACACUGGAGAAAAGCCUUAUAAAUGUAGUGAGUGUGGGAAACCUUACUGCAGUUUCACUAAACUUUGUCGUCAUCAGAGAGUGCACACUGGAGAAAGUCCUUAUCAUUUCAGCAAUGGUGGGAAAUCCUUUACCACUAAGACCCACUUUCCUAGUCAUCAGAGAGUACAUACAGGAGAAAAUCGUUAUAAAUGCAGUGUAUGUGGAAAGUCUUUUACAAGGAGCACUGGUCUCCAAUAUCAUCAGAGAGUUCACACAGGAGAAAAACCUUAUCAGUGCAGUGAAUGUGGGAAAACUUUUACAGAAACAAGAAAUACUGUGGACUCUCGUUCUCAUGUGAAGCUGGAUGCUUUGAGACACAGAGAUCACACCAAAGGGAAUAGCUGUGACAACCUCAA